AUGUCUCACCGAAAGUUUUCGGCACCGAGACACGGUUCCAUGGGCUUUGCCCCAAAAAAGCGUUCGCGCAGAUAUCGUGGUAAAUGCAAGGCUUUCCCUAAAGAUGAUCCGUCAAAGCCUGUGCAUUUGACUGCUUUCCUUGGUUACAAAGCUGGUAUGACUCACAUCGUCCGUGAUGUAAGUUUUUGGCUAUAGAAGUUUGGAAUGUGAAGGUCCGAUUAAGGUCGAUAAGCCUGGAUCCAAGGUCAACAAGAAAGAAGUUGUCGAAGCCGUCACUGUCAUUGAGACGCCUCCAAUGGUUAUUGUCGGCAUCGUGGGCUACAUUGACACUCCACGUGGCCCCCGCAACUUCAAGACUGUUUGGGCUGAGCACCUGAGCGAGGACUGCCGUCGUCGCUUCUACAAAAACUGGUUAGAUAAAUUUUUGCUUUUUUUUCCUGGCACCAUUUAAACUGGUGAAAACUUUCAGCUUUGCCAGUAGUGAUUCUCUUCCUCUGUCUUAGUACAUGAAGGGAAAAUGAACAAUGUGGCUGAUGCUGUCAAGCAAAGGCACUGAGUUCAUAAUCAUUAUGCUGCAGGGGAAAAUCUAAGAAGAAGGCUUUCACCAAGCAUGCCAAGAAAUGGCAAGACGACGAUGGCAAGAAGUUGAUCGAAAGCGAUAUCACGAAGAUUAAGAAGUAUUGCACUUCCAUCCGCGUCAUCGCCCACACGCAGGUUGGGAGAUGAAAUUUUAUGAAGUUAUACCGAUUUUUCAGAUGAAAAUUCUCAACCGUCGCCAGAAGAAAGCGCAUCUCAUGGAAAUCCAAGUCAACGGUGGAACCAUCGAACAGAAAGUCGACUGGGCUCGUGGACACCUCGAGAAGCAAGUUCCAAUCGAUACCGUCUUCUCCCAGGACGAGAUGAUCGAUACCAUUGGUGUUACCAAGGGUCACGGUUUCAAGGGUGUCACCAGCAGAUGGCACACGAAAAAGCUUCCUCGCAAGACUCACAAGGGUCUCCGCAAGGUUUUAGCAAAAAUUUCUUGUUCUAUAGUAGUAUUGGAUUCAGGUCGCUUGUAUUGGAGCGUGGCAUCCGUCGCGUGUAUCGUUCACUGUUGCUCGCGCCGGUCAGAAAGGCUACCAUCAUCGCACGGUCAUCAACAACAAGGUUUACCGAAUUGGUCGUUCGUGCCUGACUGCUGAGGGAAAGAACAACGGAUCUACCGAAUUCGAUCUUACGCAGAAGACCAUCAACCCUCUGGUAUGUUAUUUUAUGUUGAAUUGCGUUCUGUGAUGAUAAAGUCUGCAAUGCUGAAUUUUUUGUGGAAAACUUGAAUUCUGAGAGCGCUAAUUUAUUUCAAUAAUAGUUUUUUAACGUUUAAUUUGCAAUCCUGUUGCAGGGUGGUUUCCCUCGUUACGGACUUGUGAAGCAAGACUACGUCAUGCUUCGCGGAGCUGUCAUCGGACCCAAGAAGCGCCUCAUCACUCUCCGUAAAUCUUUGAUCACGCAAACCAAGAGAUUCGCGCAUGAAAAGAUCAGUCUUAAAUGGAUUGAUACUAGCUCCAAGACCGGUCAUGGUCGCUUCCAGACCACUGCUGAAAAGCGCGCCUUCAUGGGCAAACUUAAACGUGAUUUUGUUGCUGAGCAAGAAGCUCGUGCUUAA
This is a messenger RNA of Caenorhabditis auriculariae, 1642 nucleotides long. NCBI's taxonomy places the organism in Eukaryota, Metazoa, Nematoda, Chromadorea, Rhabditida, Rhabditidae. The record is from the annotation of a GenBank genome assembly.